UAAGCAUGGAAGAUUAUUAUCAGGAAAAAUGAAAAAGGGGCCACCCGGGUGUUUAUAGAAAGUGAGAGAGAAAGCUGUAGAGUUGGGUUUGUUUUGGAUUUGUUGGUUUUUAAGCAUCUGGAGGUGGGGAGUGAAUGGUGGUGGUGGAGUUUGGUAGGGUUAUUUGGGUGAGCUUCUGUUGGAGGUGGAUGAGUUAAGAGAAAAAAAUGCGCAAGUCUUUCAAGGAUUCCCUGAAGGCCCUCGAAGCUGAUAUUCAGUUUGUAAAUACCCUGGCUUCUGAUUAUCCGAGGGAAUACGAUGGUGCCUGCCUUCAGAUGAGAUUAUCCUACUGUCCAGCUUCUCAGUUUUUUCUCUUUCUUGUUCAGUGGACUGAUUGUCACCUUGCUGGUGCCUUGGGAUUGCUUAGGGUUCUUAUAUUCAAGGCUUAUCAAGAUGGGAAGACCACCAUGUAUACUCAUGAAAGGAAAGCCAGUCUAAAAGAGUUCUACGGUGUGAUAUUUCCUUCUUUAUUGCAACUUCAAAGAGGAAUCACUGAUGUAGAAGAGAGGAAACAAAGAGAAAUUUGUGCCACCAAAUACAAGAGAAAGGAUGACUCGGAAAAAGGAAAGCUCUCUGAAAUUGAUUUAGAGAGAGAAGAAGAAUGUGGUAUUUGCAUGGAGAUGAACAGCAAGGUCGUGUUGCCCAUUUGCAGUCACUCAAUGUGUAUGAAGUGCUACCGAAAUUGGCGUGCACGAUCGCAGUCAUGCCCCUUUUGCCGGAAUAGUCUCAGCAGAGUCGACUCCGAUGACCUUUGGAUCUGCAUCAGUCGCUGUGAAAUUGUUGACUUGUCCUCGAUCUCCAAGGAGAACUUGAAGAGACUUUUUAUGUACAUUGAUAAACUGCCUCUCAUUGUUCCAGAUCCUACAUUUAUUUCUUAUGAUCCUCAUCACCGUUGACUUAGUUAUCUGCAGGGGCUGGGAACAUCGUGUACAUAAUACCUAGUUGAUUGUAUAUAAUUCUUCUCUUCCAAGAAGCAUUUGAAACUGUAAAUCGUUUUCAGCACAACUCAACAGUAAAUUAUUUGAUUUCAUUUUUUCUUCA
Molecule: messenger RNA, 1080 nt
Organism: Corylus avellana
Lineage: Eukaryota; Viridiplantae; Streptophyta; Magnoliopsida; Fagales; Betulaceae
Gene: AIRP2
Product: RING/U-box superfamily protein
Biological process (GO): protein ubiquitination
Cellular component (GO): cytosol
Molecular function (GO): ubiquitin protein ligase activity
Source: RefSeq, a predicted model, not a curated record